AUGGGCCAAGGAAUAUUUUCAAUUGAUAAUAUAAAUCAAUGGAAAAGUAAUAGAAAAAUGGUAAUCGCAGGAUUUAACUAUACAAUAAUGAGAUCAUUUUUACCGGUUUUUUAUGAAGAAGCUUGUGUUCUAUUAAAAGUUCUACAUAUGCAAUGUAAUCAGAAUUCAAUAGGAUGUGAUAUAAGUGUACCAAUUAGUAACGCAACUAUGGAAAUGAUUGGUAGAAAUGCACUUGGUAUAAAAUUUAAUGCACAAAAUGGUGUCAAGCAUGAAUUCAUCGAAAAUUUGUUUAAUACUAUGAUGGUCUGGGAGUAUAGGAUAACACAUCCCUGGUAUUUAAACAAAACUAUUUUUCAAUUUUCUACACUCAAACAUAAACAUGAUCGUAGUCAUAAAAUCAUUAAUGAAUUCACGGACAAUAUAAUAAAAAGUAAAUUAGCUGAAAUUCAAAAAAACAAGGAAUGUAUAAACAACGACGAAAUAGAACAAAAAAAAUUAUCAACCAAAUCCAAAACGUUUAUAGAGAUUUUAUUACAGAAUUUCCAAAACAUGUCUCAUAAACAAAUUCGAGAUGAAAUUAUAACUAUCAUGAUUGCAAAAUAUUGAUAUUUUCUUCCUUGAACUGGUUUUGUGGAUGUCGUCGGCCGUUAAUAGUCGAUUAAUAUGGGUAUACUAAGAAAGUUAUAAUAGAAUAAUCUGUCUCGUUUAUCACAACAUUAUUAUCUAAAAGUGUUACACUAAUAAUGUGUUGUGUACAGAUGACUCAUAAUGUGAUUAGUCGACUAC
Molecule: messenger RNA, 786 nt
Organism: Daktulosphaira vitifoliae (grape phylloxera)
Lineage: Eukaryota; Metazoa; Arthropoda; Insecta; Hemiptera; Phylloxeridae
Product: cytochrome P450 4V2-like
Exons: 4
Coding region: 1-606 (201 amino acids)
Molecular function (GO): heme binding; monooxygenase activity; iron ion binding
Source: RefSeq, a predicted model, not a curated record